UCUACCAAAGUUAACUUCAACCAGACGGAGCUGUUCUUUUUCCAUUACACUGAACAUUUUCACGGCUUUCAAUAUGCGCAAUCCUUUGAUCAGACUUCAAUGCGGCGUCAACAGCUACGACUGGGGGAAGGUCGGUAAGACCUCUGCUGCCGCCAAAUUCGGAGCUGCGACAGCUUCAGACUUCUCGAUUGAAGAAGAGAAGCCCUAUGCCGAGCUAUGGAUGGGCACCCACCCCUCGCUUCCUUCCAAGGACCUCGAGACACAGCAGACAUUGCUUGAGCUUGUUGAUCAAACUCCAGGCCUACUCUCGCUCGACAUUGCUGAGCGCUAUGAGAACAAGCUACCUUUCCUGUUCAAGGUUUUGUCCAUUGGGAAGGCUUUGAGCAUCCAGGCGCACCCCAACAAGAAGCUUGCGGAGCAGCUCCAUUCUAAGGACCCCAAGAACUACCCAGAUGACAACCACAAACCUGAGAUGACCAUUGCGGUCACCCCCUUCGAUGGCCUGUGUGGUUUCCGACCUCUUGCCGAAAUCGCCCAUUUCCUCAAGACCGUCCCUUCAUUUCGAGAGCUCGUUGGCGAGGAGGAAGCAAAGAACUUCGAAGACACAGUCAAGGGCAAGGAGACAUCAGACAAGGAAUCCGACGUCGAAGCAAACAAAAAGGCCCUCCAGUCCGCCUUCACAAAAGUCAUGAACACAGAAAAAGACGCCCUAUCCUCCGCAACCUCCUCGCUCAUCGAAUCCGCGAAAUCCGAAGGUUCAAGCUUCGCCGGCGAAGGCGGGCCCUCCAAUGAUGGCAAGGAGCUCGCUGACCUCGUUGUCCGCCUGAACGACCAGUUCCCCGGCGAUAUCGGCCUUUUCGUGCAGUUCUUCCUCAACUACGUCAAGCUCGAGGUCGGCGAGGCCAUGUUCCUCAAGGCCGACGACAUCCACGCGUACCUCUCCGGCGACAUCAUCGAGUGCAUGGCAUCGUCCGACAACGUCGUGCGCGCGGGCUUCACUCCCAAAUUCAAGGACGUGAGCACACUGACGACCAUGUUGACGUACUCGUAUGCUCCAAUCAGUGAGCAGAAGAUGAACCCCACGGAUUACCCGUACGCAACGUUCAACGCGGCGGCAUACAGCUCAAACUCUUCUGCUACCCUGUACAACCCGCCAAUUCCGGAGUUCGCUGUCGUUAGGUCGGCGCUGAACAGGUCGGGUGCUAAGGUCACUUUCAGGUCAAUUGAAGGACCCAGCAUUAUACUUUGCACCAAGGGUAAGGGAACCAUCAGUGUCGGUAAUAAGACGGAGAAGCUUGAGGAGGGCUAUGUGUUCUUCGUUGGUGCUACGGCGGAAGUCGUAAUCGAGAGCGAGACGGGCGCGGAGGAGGAUGGCGAGGGUCUGGUGCUGUUCAAAGCAUUCUGCGAGAUCGAGGAGGAGAAGUAGAAGCUGUGUGAUGAGACAUGAAUUGACGACCAUUUAGGGGUUCACGCGGGAACCCAGUAUGUAAAAUCUUCUGGUCAUAUACGAAAAAUUGUAUAUCGAUGCGUCGCUUUCCACGAUCCAGAAUGCCACAAACC
Dothidotthia symphoricarpi CBS 119687 is the source of this 1560-nucleotide messenger RNA. Its product is annotated as mannose-6-phosphate isomerase. Gene Ontology annotation, biological process: carbohydrate metabolic process; GDP-mannose biosynthetic process. Gene Ontology annotation, cellular component: cytosol. The transcript has 5 exons. Gene Ontology annotation, molecular function: zinc ion binding; mannose-6-phosphate isomerase activity. Bases 74 to 1426 code for a protein of 450 amino acids. NCBI's taxonomy places the organism in Eukaryota, Fungi, Ascomycota, Dothideomycetes, Pleosporales, Dothidotthiaceae. The record is from RefSeq and is a predicted model, not a curated record.